This is a messenger RNA of Plasmodium vivax (malaria parasite P. vivax), 852 nucleotides long. RefSeq lists its product as hypothetical. The coding region runs from base 1 to 852 and encodes 283 amino acids. The transcript has a single exon. The record is from RefSeq and is a predicted model, not a curated record. Lineage: Eukaryota; Apicomplexa; Aconoidasida; Haemosporida; Plasmodiidae.
AUGGACGAAAUUGAAAUCCUCAAAAAAAACCUGAACACGGAAAAGGUUUUCUACGACUUGAAUUGGCACGAACUGGUUUUGGACGACUCGUUCGACCCGUCUGUUUAUGAAAACUUCCAGCCUUUUAAAAUUGGUGAACAUGGGAAGUUACCAUGUGACGCACAGGAUGGUGGAAACAGCGGACAUGCUGAUAGCCACCUAGCAGUGGAGUACACUCACCAGGUGGAGAGAAAUAACAUCUGUAGGGAUGACGCGGGAGGUGCCCCACUACAGCAGCGAAGCAUGCACAAGAAUAAGAAAACGCACAAAGGGGGUACGCCAGACAGGUCUGCCGACUCAGGGGACAGCCCGGGAGGCACCCGACGCAGACGGGACAAAAGGGGCACCUCCAACGAUCAGAAGCAUCACCCGAUUGAAGCGGAGCCCAUUCCAAGCACCCCCAUCCAGAUGUGCACACCGGAUAUUCCACGCCAAAAGAAGAGGCAGGGAGAAAUAAAAAAAUGUGACUUCAUAGAGGAAAUAAAAUCCCCCCAGUCAUCCAGCCCAGCGAAUUUUGUCCCCCCUGUGAACAUCCUGUACGAUGACGAGAAGGUUGUGUUUUAUUUUUUCAUUUCAGGAGAAUUACAAAACUUUAACAUUUCCUCAAGCAAUAAUUAUGUUACUAUAUCUGGCAGGAAAAUCCCAUACGAUGCUCACAGGUUUGCCAAUUAUUACUCCCACGAAAUCAGGGGGGGCUACUUUGUGCGGAGCUACUUUUUCAUGAAGCCGAUUCAGCAGGAGAGGAUUCGUUACGAGCACAGAGACGGGGUGGUCAAGGUGUUUGUCUUCCUUUCCGCGGGAGCGCAAAAGUGA